AUGUGGUCGGUGGCGGUGGUAGCGGUGGCGGAGAAUAGGAUGAGGGGAGCUGAGCUGGACAACAUUUUGCAGUCACUUUACGUAAGCGCAGUAACUUGUUCAAAAAAACUUGAUUUAGAGUUCUCUGCCGACAAAGAAGGAAACGAAGAGGGGAAAAAAGUUUCUUUGGCAACCGUUGUCUUGACGGUGAUGAUCCAUCAAAUAUAUGGCUCAAGUAGUGGUUCUACAACCUUAACAAGUGAUGUCAUAGAUCAACCCCCAGCAAAUGGGAUAUGUGCUACUUUGGUGACAAUUUAUGGGUACAAAUGCCAAGAACUCGAAGUGGUGACCGAUGAUGGAUAUAUACUUAGCGUGCAAAGAAUACCAGAAGGUCGUGUUGGUGCCGGUGGCAAUGGUGAUGCAAAGAGGCAGCCAGUUCUAAUACAACAUGGGGUCCUUGUAGAUGGAAUGACAUGGGUUCAGAAUCAACCGGAACAAAAUUUACCAACCAUUUUAGCUGAUCAAGGGUUUGAUGUCUGGAUUUCUAACACCCGAGGCACCAAAUUUAGCAGUCGACACACCUCUCUUCAACCCAAUCAGCAGGAAUUUUGGAAUUGGUCAUGGGAUGAACUAGCAAAAUUCGACCUUCCAGCACUCUUUGGUUACAUAUACAAUAAAACAGGACAGAAAAUACAUUAUGUAGGUCAUUCCCAGGGAACUUUGGCAGCUAUGAUAGCAUUAUCCGAAGGAUUAUUGGUAGAGAAGAUUAAAUCAGCUGCUUUGUUGAGUCCUGUUGCUUACUUGAAAACCACAGCAUCAUUACUUACUGUUUUUUUUAAGGAAGCGAGUGUAUGUAAUAUGCUCUAUCUACAUGAUUAA
This is a messenger RNA of Dovyalis caffra, 858 nucleotides long. NCBI's taxonomy places the organism in Eukaryota, Viridiplantae, Streptophyta, Magnoliopsida, Malpighiales, Salicaceae. The record is from the annotation of a GenBank genome assembly.